Molecule: messenger RNA, 1475 nt
Organism: Chionomys nivalis (European snow vole)
Lineage: Eukaryota; Metazoa; Chordata; Mammalia; Rodentia; Cricetidae
Product: palmitoyltransferase ZDHHC11-like
Exons: 8
Coding region: 1-1086 (361 amino acids)
Biological process (GO): peptidyl-L-cysteine S-palmitoylation; protein targeting to membrane
Cellular component (GO): Golgi apparatus; endoplasmic reticulum
Molecular function (GO): protein-cysteine S-palmitoyltransferase activity
Source: RefSeq, a predicted model, not a curated record
AUGCCCAGGGACAGACCGCUCUGUGCCCUUUCUAUCUCUCAGAUAAACAUCUGUGGUGUGAGCCGGAACCGGGUCCUCCCAGAAGCCCAGGCCAACAAUGUGAAGAAGAUCGUACCACGCCCUUUAUCCAGGGUGAAUGGCUGGUCACCGCCCCUCCACUCCUUCCAGGCAAUAUCCUGGACCACCUCUCUGGUCAUGUUCGUUGCUGCCUUUGGGAUCUUCAUCCCCUUUCUGCCAAGGAGCUGGAAAUAUGCUGCCUAUGUUGUAUCCUUUGUGCUACUGAUGGGUGGGUUGUCCUUGUUCCACCUCAUCGUGCACUUGGUCGCAACUACCAUUGAUCCAGCUGACACCAAUGUCCGACUCAAAAAGGACUACUCGGAGCCUGUGCCGACCUUCGACCGGUCCAAACACGCACACGUGAUCCAGAACCAGUACUGCAACCUGUGUGAGGUUACUGUGAGCAAGAAAGCCAAGCAUUGCAGCUCCUGCAACAAAUGUGUCUCUGGCUUCGACCACCACUGCAAAUGGCUGAACAACUGUGUGGGCAGCAGAAACUACCGGUACUUCUUCUGCUCUGUGGCCUCAGCGGCAGUUGGUGUGCUUAUCGUGAUGGUUAUCUUGCUGUACGUCUUCAUCCAGUACUUUGUCAACCCUGGCGAGCUUCGCACAGACCCUCUGUAUAAAGAGAUCAGUGCUGAGAACAUAUGGCUGCUGUUCCUCCCACUGUGGCCUGUGCCUGUGAAGACCCCCGUGGUCCUGUCCAUCAUAGUGGUGGUGUUCCUGCUAGCCAUUGCCAGCUUUGUGCUGCUCGGGCACCUGCUCAUCUUCCACUUCUACCUGAUCGCCAAGAACCUGAGCACAUUUGACUACAUGAUGCAGCCCCGAUUCCAGAGGAAUUCACACUCAUCAGAAAAGAAAGAGCUACCUCUACGGAAAAAGGGGAACCUUUCCCAGGAAAAGAGUAGUAACUUGAACUGGUCUCAAUGUUCACCGAGGAUGGAGUCCGGGAAGUUCCUGCUGUCUACUCUUCCGCCGAAGUCAAAUACGGGUUUCAUAGCUCCAUCUCCAAAGAUUCCUUCACAGUAAAGGUGAAUAUAGCGUGCUGAUUGGGCCUCAUGACACAGGCCUGUGUCACCUGCAGGUCCACAGUUUCUCCAACCUGAGGAGAGCAAUGCACUGAGCUCCCAUUUGACUGAUACUGUUUUACAGUUGUGGAAUGGUACUCAGGCAGGAACAACAGUGAGAAACAGAAGGAGAAUGGAGGGACAGAAAUUCUCAGCCAUAGGUGUCUGGAGGACAAGAGGAAGUGAGGGUAGAAAAUGCAGUGAAGAAAUGAAUCUUCUGAAACCAAAGCAACAUUGCACAUGUUAGUGAGGCACACUGAAGGCUACAGGUGUAACAUACAAUCUGGUCUACAAGAGCUAGUUCCAAGACAGGCUCCAAAGCUACAGAGAAAGUCUCUCUCAAAAAACAAA